This is a messenger RNA of Spea bombifrons (plains spadefoot toad), 1970 nucleotides long. It is a transcript of the gene MYOZ3, whose product is annotated as myozenin 3. The transcript has 6 exons. Gene Ontology annotation, molecular function: FATZ binding; actin binding; telethonin binding. Gene Ontology annotation, cellular component: actin cytoskeleton; Z disc. NCBI's taxonomy places the organism in Eukaryota, Metazoa, Chordata, Amphibia, Anura, Pelobatidae. The coding region runs from base 200 to 1009 and encodes 269 amino acids. The record is from RefSeq and is a predicted model, not a curated record.
GGGCAAAGAUCGGGUUAAAAAUGUCAUAGCAAGCAAGUCCUAUGCUAAAUUCUGCUGGAGAGCAAUGGUGGUAUUAAUAUUUGUGUGUCAUCUGUUCUAAUCUUACUCCCAUCAGUUAGUUUUAGUAACAUUAGGUCACUAUCUGAAGAGAGAGGGGAAGGAAAAAGAAAGAAGGAAGACGCUCGCUGAAGUGAAGGAAAUGUUUCCAAUACAGUCAGACAUUGUUCGUGAACAUAAAAGACAGGCGUAUGCAAUAGCAAGAGAGAUGACAGGAGACAGUGUUCCCCAUUUAGACCUGGGGAAGAAAGUGAGUCUCCCUCAAGAUCUAAUGAUGGAAGAGCUUUCCUUGCAGCGAAACCGUGGAUCUUGUAUGUUUCUGGAGAGGCAAAAGCGUGUGCAGAGAUUUAUCCUUGAGCACCAAUCAAACCAAACCAACGCAGGUAGUAAUGUAAGUGCAUCUCAGUCUGGUCAGACAGCUCCUGGUGAAAUGUCAGGUAAAGGAGGCCUUGAUGGGAAAGAGAACGAUCACUCGGAGAUUUAUAUAACACCUGGUGGAAGCAAGACUCCUCCAAUUGUACCCAAGAAAUCUCCCAAGGUUUUGCAGUUGAAGAUGUCCUUAAAUCCAGGUGCUAUAGCACCAGGUUACUCAGGACCUUUGAAGGAGGUUCCAUAUGAAAAGUUUAAUAGCACAGCCAUCCCGAGGUCCUAUCGUUCACCAUGGAUUGAAGACAAGAAUACUGAAUACAUUACAUUUGUCAAUGAAGUGCCCCCAGAACCUACAGGAAUAGCUCUUGAUGCUACAUAUCGCAGUUAUAACAGAACUCCUGUUCCUUUUGGAAGUUUGUCUGUGGUUGAUGGUUCAAUGACUCCAAAUAUAUUUGAAGAACUACAGGCACACAUAGAGGAAACUGAAACUAACGGACUGGAACUAAUGAGCCAAAGACCUAGCUUUAACAGGACACCUCGUGGGUGGGCAAUGAAAUACAUACCAGAGUCAGUAGACCUGUAGAAUCAGCUUGUGUUCAAGUUCAGCAUGGUCACAGUGGCAAAAUGUUCUUUAUAAUGCUUUGUAUUGUCUGUAUGGAGUAAACACUAGACUAGUUUUUGGCUCAUUUGUUUUCGGACAACAAAUGUUGUUUCCUAUCCUUCGUUCCGGUUGAAAUUUGAGUACCACUUUUAAUUCGGAAACAAAAUGCAUUGCCUGAAAACACAUCUCUCUCUGUCCCCAAGUCUUUUCUGUGCCCCCCACCUGCUCACCUAGGUUCUUCACCCAUUUUCUUAUCGCCUCUGAUUUCUUGGCAGAUGGAGACCAUGCCAACAGGGAGCUGGGAGGAAGGGGUGUCAGUAUGUGAGAUAGUGUCCUGCCAUAUUGAAAAAAAACACAGGAGAAACACAGGAGCAUGUAGUGCACACACAGUGUCUGCAAUAGAAGCUGCUCUAAAUUAUAAUAUAAGCCUUGCUUGCCUGUAGAAGUAAAUACACAGCUUUCCUUACAGACACUGAAAUCGUUAAUUACCAUCUGCAUAUUAAUUAUGCCCCCCCCCGAGAUAUUUACUUUUAUUUAAUGUAAUUACUCUACUGAGGGGUAGUGGAUAUGUGGAAGAACCAGCUUGAUGUCUACAAAAUCCCUGAGAUCUGGACUUACUUUAAUGAGAGGGUGGUGGAUAUGAGGAACAACCUCCCAGCGGAAGAAGCCUGAAGUCCGCAGAACCUCAGAGAUUUGUACUUUUAUUAAAAGUGAUAAAGUCUUACCUACCAUGAAAAUAUUUACUUUACUGGGGGGGGGGGGUAUGUGAAACAGCUUCCCAGCAGCAAACCUUUCCAAUUUGUACUUUUACUUACUGCAAUAAAGACUUACUUAAUGUAAGAAAUAUUUACUAUACUAAGGGGGUUGCGAGAAUGUGGAACAGUCUCCCAGUAGAAGCAGCUUGUGGUCUACAGAACCCCUGAUAUUUGUACCUCUAUAUAAU